Messenger RNA from Penicillium bovifimosum, 495 nucleotides. RefSeq lists its product as uncharacterized. Gene Ontology annotation, biological process: nuclear-transcribed mRNA catabolic process, RNase MRP-dependent; maturation of 5.8S rRNA from tricistronic rRNA transcript (SSU-rRNA, 5.8S rRNA, LSU-rRNA). The record is from RefSeq and is a predicted model, not a curated record. The transcript has 2 exons. Gene Ontology annotation, cellular component: ribonuclease MRP complex. Lineage: Eukaryota; Fungi; Ascomycota; Eurotiomycetes; Eurotiales; Aspergillaceae. Gene Ontology annotation, molecular function: rRNA primary transcript binding. The coding region runs from base 1 to 495 and encodes 164 amino acids.
AUGGAUUCCAAAGAAAUCCUGGCAGUUCACUCAGUGCUCCAUUUGAUCUAUCAUCGAAAUAAGAACCAACAUCACCGAGCAAAAUGGUGGAAAUGGUUAUCUAUCUUGAAGCGCGCCACAUUGAAUCUCAUCCGAUCGGAGGAAUCCCAGCAUCUGGCUCAGAUCAUCCCCAGAUGUUACAUAGCAUUUUCAACUGUCGUCGCUGAUAAUCAAUUUUCCACUCUUGGGGUGGUGCUUCUAUCUGCAUUGGCGCGACUGUCCAGGCUCACUGGCAUCAGCCACCAGAUGAAAAUGAAGAGCAACUCCAAGAAAGUUACCCCUGUCACUGCAAAAGUGGACAUAGGAGAACGCGUUCGCCGGGUCGAUGUGCCGGUCGGUGUGAAGGUUCCCGAGAAGGCCGAGAAGUCGGAAAAAGAUGCCUCAAAAGCUACGAAAAAGAAGAAAAAGAAGAAAAAGAAGAACGCCAUCGACGAUUUGUUUAGCGGUUUAUUUUGA